This is a messenger RNA of Oncorhynchus gorbuscha (pink salmon), 710 nucleotides long. Its product is annotated as cholecystokinin-like. The record is from RefSeq and is a predicted model, not a curated record. The transcript has 3 exons. Gene Ontology annotation, molecular function: neuropeptide hormone activity. Bases 102 to 500 code for a protein of 132 amino acids. Gene Ontology annotation, biological process: digestion. NCBI's taxonomy places the organism in Eukaryota, Metazoa, Chordata, Actinopteri, Salmoniformes, Salmonidae. Gene Ontology annotation, cellular component: axon; extracellular region.
GUGUCCCGCUGUCUGUUCCAGCUGUACUCCCUCUACUGUACACUCCUCUCCUCUACUGUUAUCAGACUGUUGAGCCCAGCCUGUGUGGACUGACUGAAGCAAUGAAUGCAGGCAUCUGUGUAUGUGUACUGCUGGCUGCGUUCUCUGGCAGCAGUUUGGGGCGCCCAUCGCACUCGCAGGAUGAGGACAAGCCUGAGCCCCCCCAGCUCGACAGCGUUAUGUCUCCCCAACACACACGCCACACCCGUUCAGCACCCUCCAGUGGCCAGCUCAUCCCCUUCUCCAAACCGGCAGAGGACGAGGCAGAGGACCCCCGCACCAGCCUGCGUGAACUACUGGGAAGAUUGAUAUCCAGGAAAGGAUCAUUGCAGAGGAGCUCGUCUCUGAGCAGCAGAGCCAGUGGUCCGGGUCCCAGCCACAAGAUAAAGGACAGAGACUACCUGGGCUGGAUGGACUUCGGACGCCGCAGUGCAGAGGAGUACGAGGAGUACUCCUCAUAGAAACAGACACCACUAAAUCCAUCUCAAUUAUCAGAAAACUAAAAAAAUCAUUGUCCCCAACAGCUAGAUUUAUUAUGAUGUAUUUGAUGUAAAUGUGUUUGUAAAACUGAUAUGAAGCAAUAUAUAUAUACAGUACGUAAACAGAUUUUUGAAGAAAACAAAAAGGUUUGAUGCUUUUCUUACAUGUACCCUAUACACAGUCCCAUGUCC